Leptosia nina is the source of this 327-nucleotide messenger RNA. NCBI's taxonomy places the organism in Eukaryota, Metazoa, Arthropoda, Insecta, Lepidoptera, Pieridae. The record is from the annotation of a GenBank genome assembly.
AUGUCAUAUCAACUAUACAGAAAUACUACAAUCGGAAAUACAUUACAAGAAAGUCUAGAUGAAUUGAUACAAUAUGGUCAAAUAACACCCACAUUGGCUGUGAAAGUAUUAUUACAAUUUGAUAAGUCUAUCAAUCAAGCACUAUCCAACAGGGUGAAAUCUAGGCUGACCUUCAAGGCUGGGAAAUUAAACACUUAUAGAUUCUGUGACAAUGUUUGGACUUUUAUGUUAAAUGAUGUGGAAUUCAGAGAAGUUCAAGAGGUAGCUAAAGUGGAUAAAGUUAAGAUAGUGGCUUGUGAUGGCAAAAAUGUGGAAGAUAGAAGGUAA